UUAAAAGGCCUUGGAUUAACCGGCCGCUCGGUUUGCGGCAUCGUCAUGGCGGCGUACGGUGGUAGUUUUGAAAGUGCCAACAGCCUCAAUGAGAAGAAAGAGUUGAAAAGGAAGGCAAGAGAAGACAUUCUGAAGAAGGCUAAAGAGCAGCAUGAGCGGGAGGAGAGGCGCAAGGAGCUCAGGCAAGCCCGCGGGGAAGACACGUGGAUGUUGCCAGAAGUGGACAUGAGGAUCAAGCAGCAGGAGGAGGAGCAUUCCGUUAAAGGGAAAAACAACAACAACAAGAAGAAGAAGAAGGAGAAGAAGUCCAAAAAGAGUAAAAAGGAAAAGAAGAAGAAGGGUCAGGCCAAUGACUCCGGUGACAGUUCUGCAGAUUCUGAAGAUGAGUGGGUAGAGGCCUCACCUGCUCCACAGUCGGACACCACAGGGAAAUCAUGGCAGAUUCCAAAAGAGAAGCCAAGUCCAGUAGACAGCAGUCAGAGAGACGAGUGGAUGACCUUUGAUUUCUUGUCCAUGAAAACCGUGUCGACUAAAGAGCUCCGGGACGAUAAGGAGAAACAGAAGGAAGCAGAGAGGGAGCGAGCACAGGCAAUCGAGCAGGCUGGACUACAUGAGCGGGAGCUGAACCCUUUCUGGAAAGAUGGAGGGACUGGUCUUCCUACAGAGAACAGCAGUGAAUCAUGGUGUAAAAAAGUUGCAGUAGUUGAUGAUGGAGGUCUGAGUUGGCUCAAAAAGUCUUAUCAGCGCAUGAGGGAACAAGCUGAGAGAGAGAGUCGCAAUCUGGAGGAUGUAGUGGCGGAGAGAUAUGGGUCAAUGGAAAAGUUCCAGAAGAGACUAGAAGAGGCUGAAAAGGCAGCGUAUGAGCAGAGCUGGAAAGACAGGGAUGGUGGACGAAAGAGAUGGAGGAAAGAGGACCCUCAGGCUUCAGACAGUGACCACCCAUCAGACAGCAGGCUCAGCAGGGCUGAGGACAGACCUCAUCACCGAGGAGAAAGAGGGGGACAUGGGCGAUGGCACAAGGGUGACGAGGAGCUCAACAAACCGCGGGACAGACAGACAGAAGAGAGAGACACAAGUUCUACAGAACGGUCUCGGUCCCAGCGUGAGAGCCCCAGGCAGUGGGAAAGAAAGUCCUCUUCAUUUCAAAGAGCCACUGGGGUCAAGUUUCUCAAACCCUCAGAGACCGAUGAUACCCCUAGUGGAAGGUGGAAUGUAAAACCCACAAGCUCUUCUGCUUCUGCACUGACUCAGAGCUCUGUAGGGUUCCAGAAACCUAAUUAUGACGACAGUGGUUGCAGCAAUAUUCUAUCCUGGAAAAAAGAGAGCACACCUUCAGGUGCUGGAGAAGUGAAACAGACUCCCAAAACAUCAACAGCAUCAGAAAAGAUAUCUGAGCCAGCUAAGGGAGAACAGGAAGUAUCCAAACCUCAGAGACAGACCACGCAGCACAGUAAUCCUGCAGACCCAGGUAGAGAUGUAGUUAGUGAGGAACAAGGAGAGGUGCAGAUACUCAGCGAUGAAGACAUGAACAAGCUGGGAGCAAAGCUGGUCAAAGCAGAGCUGAUGGGAAACACUAAUAUGGUUAACAAGCUGAAAGCCCAACUGGAGGCAGCCCGCAAGGCAAAGGAGAGCCAGGUACAAAAGGCAUCUACUGCUUCCCUCUCAAGAAAGUCAGAGACCCAGGUUGAAGGACAAGAAGAGACAGACCAUGAGGUUGUUCUCUUCAGGACAGAUCAAUCUGGCAGAGCUUGGCCAGUCAGUGCUCCCUCACAACCCCUGGAGCCGAAAGGAGGACGGCGUAAGAAACCGAUGGUGGAAACUCAUCGAGAUGGGGAGAGGGUGCGCUACUUCCAGGACGAUGACAACAUUGAUUUGCAGGAGAUGGUGAAGAGAGAGAAGAUGGGCACUGCAGAGGACCAGAAUGCACUCUAUUCCAGAAUGGCAUCGAAGUUGAUGGGGAGGACGGAUGGAGAUUACCACACCCUGGAUGACAUGUUUGUGUCCAGCGCUGCUCAGAGGGAACGUUCUGGCCUGGAUGAGGAGAGACAGCGACAGAAGGCUGUCCAGGAGCACAGGCGUCUGGCUGGGCGCAUGGAGAAGUGCCCCUUAUGCUUCGACAGCUCAGAACUUCCUAAACAUCUCAUUGUCGCUAUUGGCACAAAGGUAUACCUGUGUCUGCCAAACUCUCAGUCUCUUGCAGACGGACACUGCUUGAUAGUGCCCUUGCAACACCACUCUGCAGCUACAGCACUGGAUGAGGACAUCUGGGAUGAGAUACAGGCAUUUCGCAAGGCCUUGGUGAAGAUGUUUGAAGACCAAGACGAAGACUGUGUGUUCUUAGAGACUCAUAUGAAUCUCAAGAAACGGCGUCACAUGGUGUACGAAUGCAUUCCUCUGCCUAGAGAACUUGGAGAUAUGGCUCCUAUCUACUUCAAGAAAGCUAUUCUGGAAUCUGAUGAAGAGUGGGCCAUGAACAAGAAGCUGGUGGACCUCUCUUCGAGGGAUAUUCGUCGGGCUGUUCCCAAAGGUCUUCCUUAUUUCUCUGUGGAUUUUGGACUUCAGAGUGGUUUUGCUCAUGUUAUUGAGAAUGAACACAAAUUCCCUCAUUAUUUUGGCAAGGAAAUCAUUGGAGGCAUGCUCGACCUAGAACCGAGACGCUGGAGAAAACCAAUCCGAGAAAAUUUUGAGGACCAGAGGAAGAAAGUUCUCCAAUUUGCUCAGAUGUGGAAGCCGUUUGACUGCACCAGGAAUGACAAUUAACAUUUCAGACCUGCAGAUAAUGAGAGAUAGUUGGCAAAUGUCUCCUUGACUCUGAUCUCACCCUUUCCAGUAACUUCAAUUCAGGAGUAACAGUAUAUAUUUACAGAUUACCUCAAUUCUAUGGUUAAAAUGCCCAGCAAAAUUCACAUAAUGAAAUAGUUCUUUCAUAAAACUACAUUGGAUGGUGAAUGUAAAAUACACAAAAACAGAACUAGAUUUGGCAGCCCAAGGAAUAUAAAAUUUUGAUGAACUACACAGUUAAAUUGACUUACAUUUUGCAAGUAGCUAAAACUACUUUACGUCCAAUGUAAAGUAAGAGUUUUUGUCAAACACAGAUGCUUUUGUAUGUUGUGCUUUUAACUUUUAAAGUUAUUGAGAGUAUUCACAUCCUCCUGAAUUUUUCUUUUGGAUAACACAGUUCCCAAGUUCUUGAGGAAACAGAACUGUAGGGAUGCUUAGAUACAUUUUUAAAAUCUAUAUGAAAGUGUCAGUUAUGUAAGAGUGGAUCUGCAAAAGUUGAUAAUGUCAUGUGAAUUUUCAUGUAUUUUAAAAAUCUUCUGUUUGUACCAAAAAAAAUAAAAUUGUAUGACUGAUAAAAG
Lepisosteus oculatus (spotted gar) is the source of this 3359-nucleotide messenger RNA. RefSeq names its product CWF19 like cell cycle control factor 2 (gene cwf19l2). Lineage: Eukaryota; Metazoa; Chordata; Actinopteri; Semionotiformes; Lepisosteidae. Gene Ontology annotation, biological process: mRNA splicing, via spliceosome. Gene Ontology annotation, cellular component: post-mRNA release spliceosomal complex. The record is from RefSeq and is a predicted model, not a curated record.